AUGUACCCAUCUGCUUCGCACAACCCAUCUUCCCCAACUCCAUCAUCUUCCCCAGCUCCUGCAACAGUUCAACCUGCCCGCCCACCGAGUUUGUCGUGGAUCCCCGUCUCGUCCUCUCUGUUUCUCCAGUCCAACCUCCCACCGCCGCCGACGGCGUCGUCCUCCGCGCCGCCUUCUAUGCUUCCUGCUACUGGCCCCGGGCUCGCGCCCCCGUAUGGAUCGAACAAUAUAGCGGCAGCUGGAUUCGGCUCAGCUCCAAACACGUUGACGGAGCUCGUACAGAAUAUGGAAAAGAGGGAUCUGACGAGGAUUGUGAAGCUGGUGGUGUUUCUGAAUCCGUUUAGGGAAGAUCCCGACAAGGCGUUGAGGGAUUGGGAUCUUUGGGGUCUGUUCUUCUUCAUCGUGUUCUUGGGACUCAUCUUCUCUUGGUCUGCCUCUGUGAAGAAGGUCAGCUUAACUUCCAAUUUGUGGAUUUUGACUUCGGAUUUGGGAUCUGGGGCACAUAUUUGGGAUUUGGGGUUUCUUAUUCUUGUUUGUCGACAAAAGCGACAUUUGAUUCGGAAGAUAGGUUGA
This is a messenger RNA of Linum tenue, 573 nucleotides long. The record is from the annotation of a GenBank genome assembly. Lineage: Eukaryota; Viridiplantae; Streptophyta; Magnoliopsida; Malpighiales; Linaceae.